This is a messenger RNA of Perkinsus marinus ATCC 50983, 1056 nucleotides long. RefSeq lists its product as hypothetical. The record is from RefSeq and is a predicted model, not a curated record. The transcript has a single exon. The annotation marks the transcript as partial. Lineage: Eukaryota; Perkinsozoa; Perkinsida; Perkinsidae.
AUUCUUAGAUGUUGCAUUAUCGUCAAGCUCUAGCUAUUACUCUAUACUUGAGCGACCCCGUUGUGGCUAUUGGUAGCACUCGGCAAGCCCUAGAGCUGCCGGAGAUAGCAUCACCGAGAGGGAAUAGUACGGUUCCAACAACGACGACAAUGAUUCCGUCAACUACGACGGUAAUUCCGUCAACAACGUCUCCGCCUACAACGACAACGACUUCGUCCACAACGACAACGUCCAGCCCUUCUGGAGCUUCUGUUCGGUUCGGUACCUAUUCAUGGUCUCAGGAUUUCUGGAGGUCAGGUGACCCCAGUCUUACUGACUUUGGUGCUUCUGAUAUGGGCAAGUUGUGGAACACUGGCGAUGUGUAUGUGAAUAUCGCUGAUUAUACCAACUAUGACCGUAUUCAUAACCCGGAGAGGCUCCUUCCGUGGAUGAAGGGAUGGAGGAAGCAAACUGGAAAUACUGAGAGGAUUUGGUUAACUUACGGUGACGCGAGCACAGCGAACAGCAAGCAUAUGCUCGAGUUCGUUGACACCUUUUAUGAAUUUGUACAAAAUUUCAUAUCGGCAGAAGACAUGCGACAAAUUGCUCCCAUCGGUUUGAGUUUCGAUGCCGAGCGCAUGCAGCCGCAAUAUAUCAAGAGAACGUUACUGAAGGCUCAGCAGAUGAAGAAGGAUGUCAGCAAGAGGAUGGGAUAUGCCCCUGGUUCUUUGCUUAUUGAUUUCUCUAUCGAGGGUGGGAAGAAUACUCUGGGUACUCAGUACAUUAUGCAGUAUGCCGACCAUGCUACGAUGAUGCUCUAUCGUAACGCUAUUGACGGUGACUAUGCAGAUGAUCUCGUUUAUCGUAUGAAUUAUAUGAUGACAGAACAGUGUGCUGUGUGUACUCAACCAGGAUGGGAGAACUUGAAGGCCAAGAUCACCAUCAUGUUGGAAGGUUCUUGCACUGUUGGUAAAUACUGCCACAAGCUUUCUAUGUGUGCUUACGAUGCCUCAGCUUAUCCCAACUCCACUGGUGGUAUUGAAUAUGCAUGGGAGUUGCUCAACGAGUUGAAGGCCC